Messenger RNA from Phialemonium atrogriseum, 1557 nucleotides. RefSeq names its product nuclear envelope morphology protein 1. The transcript is spliced from 3 exons. The record is from RefSeq and is a predicted model, not a curated record. Bases 1 to 1557 code for a protein of 518 amino acids. Gene Ontology annotation, molecular function: phosphoprotein phosphatase activity. NCBI's taxonomy places the organism in Eukaryota, Fungi, Ascomycota, Sordariomycetes, Cephalothecales, Cephalothecaceae.
AUGAACUCGCUCAACAUUAUCUCCGCCCGAGUGUCCCCCACCUCAAGCCCGGUACCGUCGCGAUCCAACUCCCUCGGCCCACUAGGCUUGGCCUUGACGUCCGAGAACGAUAAGGAACAGAAUGGCGAAAGCACACAUGCCGUCAGCGACUCAGAUACGUUGAUUGCCGAGCCCGACGAAUUCCCCACCCAGAAACCCGGCAACGAGCCCGACGGCGACCUCGACGAGAAGUCGCCGCUGCUCGCCCGCCACGGAGAAUCCAAGGCAUUCGGCGCUCGGUCGUCUCUGUGGCAUCUCAUCCCGAGGCGCACCGCGAGCGCCAUCAUAGACUCGAUCCGCUGGGUCCUCUCCACCCUAGCCGCGCCUGGUGUUUACCUCAUCGCUUGUCUGUACGACGAACAUGGGAACUUUGCGCCGCUCCUACAGCUGAGAAAGGUGUUUGGUGUAUACCAAGAGAGCCGAAACAGCCUGGGUGCAGAUUACGAAGAACCGAUGGCCGAGGACCAGAAGUCAGGGCGCGGGAAGUUUCCAGCCACGAACGUUGGGGAAAGUCAUGGCGCGGCCGCUGGGCGGCGCUCUCGCUCUCCUGGCUCCUCGUCGUCAAGCUUAUCAUCCGAGUCCGAGUCCGACGAGGCCAGGAAUGCGGAGGGCGGAAAUCGAGCGUUGAGCAAGCACUCGCGUUCAAAGUCGCUCCACGACACCGAAGAGGUAUCCUCCGGGCAGCGAUCAAUCCGAAUAAAACUAAACUCGGACCACUCGCUACGGCAGAGGAAGCAUAGGAAGACACAGUCUGCGAGUCCGCGCGGAAGCGGGGGUCCAGGUUCCACGACCAGCGAUAUCUCAGCGCACCUCAAAUCUCCCACCUCUCCCGUAGGGGCUCUGACGAGAUACCCCAAGACCCCAGCGCCCCCGAGGCCUCUAAUACCACGCCGGCAGCCGUCGUACCUCAACUUGGAGCCGGUGGAUCGGAAAUACCAGAAGACACUAAUUUUGGAUCUAGACGAGACCCUAAUACACAGCAUGUCAAAAGGCGGCAGGAUGAGUAGCGGGCAUAUGGUGGAGGUCCGACUGAAUACAACCUAUGUCGGUGUCGGUGGCCAGGCAAGCAUCGGGCCCCAGCACCCGAUCCUGUAUUACGUGCACAAGCGACCUCACUGUGACGAUUUCCUACGAAGGGUGUGCAAGUGGUAUAACCUAGUCAUAUUCACGGCUUCGGUCCAGGAAUACGCAGAUCCCGUCAUCGACUGGCUAGAGUCGGAGCGCAAGUUCUUCUCGGCGAGAUACUACCGUCAACACUGCACCUUUAGACACGGGGCCUUCAUCAAAGACCUGAGUUCGGUCGAGCCGGACCUGAGCAAGGUUUUGAUCCUGGAUAACAGCCCGCUAAGCUAUAUGUUCCACCAGGAUAACGCCCUCCCAAUCCAAGGAUGGCUUAACGACCCUACCGAUAAUGAUUUAUUACACAUCGUUCCGCUUCUAGAGGGUCUCCAGUACGUCUCGGAUGUUCGGGCCCUCCUGGCUCUACGAGGCGGCGAGGAUGGGCAGCAUAUGGCAUGA